UUUAGUUCAGACGGAGAGCCCGCUGACCGCUUAAAUCAUCAUCACUUGGAGCUGCAAAUUUGUUAAUUUUAUUUACAUCCUACUCCACGAACUAUAGAAGAUGACAUGUUUGAUGUUCAGAGAUGCUUUCUGGGGGUCAGAUUUUACCUGCCAUGCUGGCUAUGAGGCUUUGGUACAACGUUUACGAGAUGGAAGACAAAUGUGCAAAGAUGUGGAAGAACUUUUAAGGAUGAGGGCGGCAGCAGAGGAAAAGUAUGGCAGGGAAAUGGUGACCAUUGCCCGUAAAGCUGGAGGACAAGCAGAAAUCAGCACUUUGAAAGCCUCCUUCCAGCAAUUGAAAACACAGAUCGAGAACAUGGGAAAUUUUCACAUCCAAAUGUCAGAGGCAAUUAAAGAGGAGGUGAAAAAGAUCGAGGCAUUCAGGGAGCGACAGAAAGAGCAGAGAAAGAAGUUUGAAAGCAUCAUGGAGAAGGUGCAGAAGAAAAAAUUGUCUAUGUUCAGGAAAACCAUGGAGUCCUUCGUCUUUCUACAGUCAAAGAAGAACUAUGAGGCGAGAUGCAAGGAGGCGGAUGAGGCUGAACAUACGACAGCUGUUGCAGCCAAACAUGGGGAAAAGGUACGCCACAGGGCCAAACAAUGCAGACAGGCAGCGUGUGAGGCAGAGAGGUUAUACUUAACCAACAUCACCCUGCUGGAAAGCGUUCGCCAGGACUGGGAGGAAACACACAGAAGCACGUGUGAGGUGUUCCAGCAGCUGGAAGCCGAUCGAAUCAGCGUGCUCAGGUGCACCCUGUGGGACCACUGCAAUGACGUCUCCAUGCAGUGUGUCAAAGACGACGAGUUCUAUGAGGAGGUGAGGAAGCGCCUGGAGCACUGUGACAUCGCCACUGACAACAAUUGUUUUAUUGAGAUGAAAAGGACGGGUUCGCAUCCACCAGAGCCUAUUGUAUUUGAGAGCUAUUACCCAAGGGGUGGAAAUGGCCACGCCCAUCCAGCAGAGGACGUCCUGAGGAGGUGCUCUGAUCCUCUCCUGGGAGGCUCUGUGGAGAGAAACGGUCCAGAAAAACAGCCAUCAAUACUGCCAUCUAGUGGGGAAAUUGAGACGUCAGAUGGGUCAUACGCAUCACUGCCAACAUUGGAUAUGGACACCUACAUUGUGCUUUAUAACUACACUGCACAGGUCAUCACUGUGGAAGAUGAGCUGACCAUCUGCAGAGGUGACGUGGUUCAGGUCCUGGAGAGAGGAGAGGAUGGCUGGUGGACAGUGGAGGGACACGGGCAGACUGGAAUCGUGCCUGGGAACUAUCUGGGACAACUGUGAAUAAACUCAUAGAAAGGGUGAAGUGAAACAAAACCAUUGGUGUGAUACGAUACAAGAAAACAGACUUAGCGUAAGGAAAGAUAUUAUUUAUGCUUAACUUCAUAAUUACAUGUCCCCUUUAAAGAAAAAUGCACUUUUUUGUUAAUUCUGCCCAUCAUCCACAAUCCUGAACAUGUUUCUUUCCUUUUUCUGUGCGUGCGUUCUAACGAGAGAAAACAAAUUAGUAUGAGCCAGCUAACAAUGCACGUCAUGGGAGGAACAGUGCCUAUUCCGACUAUGAAGCCCUUUAAAAAAAACCUCUAAGAACAUUUUAUACACAUGGUGUGAUCAUGCAUUACCAAGUACAUUGAUGAUAACAUGUACUACUUACAGAUAACAUGUAAUACUUACAGUCUCUUGCUGUAUUUUGAUUUAAAACAUCAACGCAACUUCUUUCCAGUCCACAGGUAAAAAAUGCUGACAGCAAACGAGCAUCUUGUUGAGUCUUCGUAGCGAAAUUGAGAGCCAGUAGUAUCCACUCUUCCAUCUGUCCUGUUGCAGUGGCUUGAGGCUUUGUGACGCUGAGACUACCGGCUAGCGAGGCGUCGUGUUACUCCGCCAGAUAAAUUUAGUUUUUGUGUUAGCUGCUACAAUAACAAUAUCGCUGUAGCUUGGUUAAUAUGCAGGUCAAUUAUGUAAAUGGAACACUGUUGCCGUUUUUUUUAGGGUUUCUUUUGUUAGGGCUUUAGCAUCAAAAUAGGUACCUUCCAUGACGUGCAUUGUUAGCUGGCUCAUGCUAAAUAAUUUCCCCCCCUUAGAACGCACAGAAAAGGAAAGAAAUAUGUGUUCAUGUUUCACAUAAGGAUUGUGAAUGAGUACAAUUUUCCUUUAAAGGAACAAUAUGCUGUCAUUUUAUAUUGAUUAGGUUUACACGGUCAUGCUGCGCCUACUUCAGUGGUUUACACUACUGAUGGCGGAUCAACCAAAAAACUUGCUGUGUUGCGUUAGCGUCAGCAUUGGUGCUAAUUAUUGUUAUUGUUUCAGAGUUAUGUGCAGUCUUUGUACAAUCUUUGCUGCACACAUACACGGCCAAUUUCUAAAGUACUUCCUUCCUAACAGACACCGCCCCCUAAAUAAUCCCUAAUCAGAUCGGCUGAGGCCCACACCUCUGAGACUCCUUUUUUUUCCCCCCCUCAGGAAGAAACAGCAGGUGGCAAGUACCUUUAUUGUGACGUCUUUACUACAUAACACACCAAUGGCAAAGCAGACGUGGCAUCUGUAAAGCUGCAGUUUACACUGGAGUUUAAAGAGAAACAUAAAGCUAACAAACUUUUUGAGCCAUAAAGAAUUAGGGAUUGAAAAAAAUUAAAGGAAUUAGAGCAUCACUGUAUAAGGAAAUACAGUCGGCCCUCGCCACUUAGCCGUUCAAACAUCACGUCCUCACUAUGGCAGUAUUUAAAAAAUGUAUAAAUGAAUAAAUGGCCGCUGUUUCGCCCUAUUAUUAGACAAAAAUAUGCAUUUCUAUGUAUUAUUUGCCUAAAUUAAGCAUUUUCAACCAUAAAAAUGGCUAAACGAACGAAAAUACAAAUACAGUUUAAGAGAUUAAAAGACUGUGAUGAACUGUAGUGUACACUGUCCACAAAGUGUCACGAGUAACACACACCAGACUUAAUAAUAAUCCUAAUAAUAACAACAACAUGGGGUACUGUUGUGGCCAUACAGCUAAAACGCAACUCUGAACCACCAAUGUCACUUCCAGUACAUACUGUAUGUCUAGAAAAAAAUGUAUUCAAACACACACAAGCACAAGUCUUAUUUAUGUCUUGAAUUGCUUAUUUUCUCUGACUAUAUCUACUAUAUCGGGUAAUAUGAGUGUAAAAGUGACUAUAGGUGUGUUAUUCUAUGUCUAGGUGGCUCUAAUAAUGCUAAAAAAAAAAAAAAAAAGGGUAUAUAGAAGGCUGUAAACCGGUUUUCUAUAACUACGAAAAUAUUUUAUUUAUAAAUAAGGAAUCCUACUUGGCGGAAAUUCAUCUAUCACGGUAAGGUACGGAACUAAUGAACCGCAACAAGCGAGGGACGACUGUAUAGUGUUUGAAGACGACAUACUGUACAGGUAAAUUACACUCCACAACCACAGGGUGGUGCACAGGAGCAGAAUAACAUUGCUGUUCCUUACUGUAUCUUUAAGUCCUGGUAGUUUUCAAAGCGUGGCACUGAGAAUAUAUUACAAUUAGGGCCUCAUCUACACCUCUGUUUAUAUUUUGUUAUGUUUUCUGCUCACUCAGACUCUGUUUACUCUCUCAGUGUAAGGAAUUAAAAAAUACAUCCAUUUUGACCUUUGGACUGAAAUCAGCUUAGCAGGUUUGAAGAAGACGUUUUCUUUAUUUUUCUCAAGCUGCUGCAUCUCCCCUGGCGUCUCCUGGCGCCUCCCAGAGGAGGACUGCCUCACCCUUUGAAAACCCCUGUGCUUUAAAUACGCAUUAAAAAAUAAAGUACACAGUGUCAAAUGAGGAGCAGUCACGUUGAAAUGCAUGACUUUAUUUGUUUGCUAUUCAAAUCAAAUUUAUAAUUUUAUUCAUCUCCCCUUUCCUCACAGCUCCCACGGAAAUAUUUUGGGGUCCAUAUAUGUAACAGGUCAAAUUAAAGAACGAAAACAUCACAAUUUCACACACCCACAAUAUAUAUAUAUAUAUAUAUAUAUAUAUAUAUAUAUAUAUAUAUA
This is a messenger RNA of Dunckerocampus dactyliophorus (ringed pipefish), 4022 nucleotides long. Its product is annotated as proline-serine-threonine phosphatase-interacting protein 1-like. The transcript is spliced from 15 exons. Gene Ontology annotation, biological process: actin filament polymerization. The record is from RefSeq and is a predicted model, not a curated record. Gene Ontology annotation, molecular function: actin filament binding. Gene Ontology annotation, cellular component: plasma membrane; cytoplasm; actin filament. The coding region runs from base 101 to 1321 and encodes 406 amino acids. NCBI's taxonomy places the organism in Eukaryota, Metazoa, Chordata, Actinopteri, Syngnathiformes, Syngnathidae.